AGCAUUUGCCAGUUGGCAGAAGCAGGAGCUUCGAAGCCGAAAGUUCGGCGCAAGGCGCUUCGCUCUGCGCCCACAAACUUGACAAAGUUUCCCUAGGUCCUACGUAGAACUUUAGAAGCCAUUAUGACUCUUGAAAGGAAGCUGCCUGUGGCUGGGGUACUCCUCUUUCACCAUAUUUUCGCAGAACACGACGGUAGCAGCAGGGUGGUUAUAAAAGCUCGCAGCAUUGGAAACUCUUGGAGCUUUAAUUCCACUGCAUUCUUUGAUCGAGCUAGGUUGAUCAGGACGUCUCCUGUAGCGGUCCCCUUUUCUUGCAGAAGAAGCCUUUGAAGCCAUCAAAGCCUUCUCUGAAACCAAACCUCUGCUGAUUUUGAGCUCCAGGGACCUCCAGAACGCCCUUUCCUUUUCUCGCAGUCAUCAAAGCAAUCAGCAUUUGUUCACCUGUAAAGAUGGCCGGUCUUAUGGCCCCAGGGACGGGGUCCUCUCCCAGGAAGAGGGCAAAAUGGCUUCUCGUCAUCGCACUUCUCUGCCUGAGCUCCACUAUGUUGCCCGCAAAGGCAGACGAUGGUUUCAAGCCAGUUGGGAAACAAGCAAAGCCUUACGUGGCCGAUGCGGACCUUGCCCUCAUUGCGGACCAACUAGCGCAGGAGAACGUCAAAGAGUUGACCUUGGAACACGUGGUCAGUGUCUUCGCUGAGCUCCCCCGUCUAGCCUUCCACCAGAACCAGGUCCCCCCUGUCCGUGAGUAUGACCCCCAGUUUCCGGACACGUUGCUUCGCUCAAACAGCGACUCCCUCAGCGGACGCAUCUCGCUGUCCGACAUUCGGACGGCCGUGGUGGAGGAGAGUAUACCGGGGGACUUGGGCGAGCAAUUCUUGGAGGAGGUUUUGGCGCUGUUCAGGGGGCCCUUCCAGAGGCAUAAUAGAAAGCUCCUUUCCAAGCAGGGGCCGGUGAAAGGGCUGGAGAAGGUUGAGAUUUCAGGGGGCGGAAGGAGAUUGUUGGCGGAGAAUGUGCAGAGCUCUGGAACUGGGGUGACUCUGACGGACGGUACGACGUCGAGCACGUCAACGUCGGACUCGGACAGCGGCAAGUGGGGGCCCCUUACCAAGGGCGCUUGGAUUGGUAUCAUCAUUGCAGUCGUUUUCGUCAUCGGCGCAGUCACGAUCCUGUGCUGGUGCCUUGAGUGUAUAUGUUGUUGCUGUUGCUUCUAAUGAUAUGGCAGGCCAACACCUGAUUGUCCGCAUAGAUCUAGUACUAACAGUAGAUCCAAAUGCUGUUGUACAUCAUUGUCAACGUACUGUAACGUAAUCAUUGAGUUGGGUUUUUAGCAUUUUGUCAAACGCGUAAUUCAGAGAUUCGGCAUAGGGACAACUGGGUUGGAAUCUAGCUGUUGCCACUUGCUCUGUGGCAUGCUGUCAAACAGAAUUCUGAAUAGUUGUAUAGCGGUACACGGAAAGUCUGUGUAGGUUGAACAAUUCAAAAAAAGUACAUUAUUAACCCGCUGAUUUAAGAGCAUGACAUUCCAAGUUGUCUGACAGAUUUUGUACAUGUACUCAUCCAUGUUUCUUCAGAUCAUUUUCCCUGGACA
This is a messenger RNA of Klebsormidium nitens, 1588 nucleotides long. The record is from the annotation of a GenBank genome assembly. NCBI's taxonomy places the organism in Eukaryota, Viridiplantae, Streptophyta, Klebsormidiophyceae, Klebsormidiales, Klebsormidiaceae.